This is a messenger RNA of Sclerotinia borealis F-4128, 741 nucleotides long. The record is from the annotation of a GenBank genome assembly. Lineage: Eukaryota; Fungi; Ascomycota; Leotiomycetes; Helotiales; Sclerotiniaceae.
AUGGCGCAGAGUCGUUCACAGAACCAAUCUGGCGCUUCAUUUCACUGCGGAUACUUUGGUUGCAGUAAGACCUUUACGCGUCGCACUGGUGCUCGCCGUCAUGAAACGACCGUCCACGGGGAUAAAAAAUACUGCUGCCAUGAGCCAGAUUGCAAUUACCGUGGUGGAAAACGACGAAACGAUUUCCAAAAGCAUAUGAAAGACAAACAUCCUGGACAUGAUGAUCACUUGUUUAUCCCGGACAACUUCAGUAACGCCCAAGAAAGUCAAUCUUCUGUCGUAAAUUACUGUCAAAGCCCCGAGAUAAAGUAUGCUUCUCAAGCUUCUGAAGUUGUCACCCAAAUGUCUCCACUGCCGAGUAUCGAUUCCGACCCAAGAUUUAAUUCUAUCGAUCUACACAAGAGAUCCCUAGCGCCUACGAUCGUUCCACAACCCUCAGCUGGCAUCUCGCACUUUAACGGCAAUACCAUUAGUUCAAGUACCAUGUCUCUGAGGCCUCUUGAUCUCCGUACCUUUCAGGUUGUCAGUCCACCGCGCUCCGAAUUCGAAUCAACACCAACAACAACUACAGCGAUUGGAAGUGCUUGGGGUCAAGUUCAUCCUUCAACCAUGGGUGAUUUAGGGUCGAUUCUUCAGGACAUAAACGGUGCAGAUGUCGAAAAUGAGUACGAAGCUUAUGAUGGCGAAUAUGAUUUAAGCCGAUACGAACAGCAGGCAAACAGCUAUUUUUACAAAUGGUGA